Molecule: messenger RNA, 455 nt
Organism: Fragaria vesca subsp. vesca
Lineage: Eukaryota; Viridiplantae; Streptophyta; Magnoliopsida; Rosales; Rosaceae
Product: phytosulfokines 2-like
Exons: 2
Coding region: 57-314 (85 amino acids)
Biological process (GO): cell population proliferation
Cellular component (GO): extracellular region
Molecular function (GO): growth factor activity
Source: RefSeq, a predicted model, not a curated record
CCUUUGCAAGAAGUCAAAAUUUGCAUUCCCUCGUACACAAGAAGAAGAACAACAAAAUGGCCAAGUUUACCGCCCUUUUCACCAUCGCCGCCCUCCUUCUCCUCCUCAGCUCCGAGCUGACCUCCGCGGUUCGCCCGGAGCCCAACAGCGAGCUCAAAACCGUCCAACACCAAGGUGCAGGAGCAGAUCAGAACAUUGAUUUCGAGGAUGGCGAGGUUAGCUGCGAGGGAGUGAACGAGGAGGAGUGCCUGAUGAGAAGAACCCUGGUUGCUCAUGUGGAUUACAUAUAUACUCAGAAGCACAAGCACCCUUGAGAAAUUGAGAUCCAAUUACUAGCUAGCUAGCUGGCUCCAUCAACAUGCUAGCUUCUAAGUGUUAUACAUAUAAUUGUAUUUGGCGGAAUUUACGCCAUGCAAAAACAUAGAAAUAAAACUUAAUUUGUUGCCAUUUAUUUG